AUGUACCAAGUUUAUUAUGUCCAAGCGUUAAAAACAGCCGGAACAGGCUCACAACACUACCUCGUCGCCUCGCUUUCUUUCCAAAUGCUCAAUGAGUCACAACUAUCGAUGAGAGAAACACUAUCUACAGCACGGUAUUGCUAUCACAGCACGCGCACAAGAACAAGCCAAUGGGUAAUUGUUCUGGAUUCUCCCUUACAUGGCUCUCAAUUCAAAAUGCCGCCCCGAAUCCUGACGACUGCUCAUUUGGCUAAAGUGUCUGUUGAGCUAUGCAAGUUCUGCGGCAGCACAGUCGAGACUCUUCGAAAUCGGUACUUUGUUCAGGUUUGA
Fusarium graminearum PH-1 is the source of this 330-nucleotide messenger RNA. RefSeq lists its product as uncharacterized. The record is from RefSeq and is a predicted model, not a curated record. NCBI's taxonomy places the organism in Eukaryota, Fungi, Ascomycota, Sordariomycetes, Hypocreales, Nectriaceae. The transcript is spliced from 5 exons. The coding region runs from base 1 to 330 and encodes 109 amino acids.